CCCGGAGACCUCCUGGAGAAGGUGGCUCCGAAGGCAGACGAGAAGAGCCCUGGAGUAGGGCUGAAGGGGCGGGCGGAGCAGGGACACCGCAGUCAGGCGCUUGGGAACGUCGUGAGCCAAGCAAGGAAGGAUGGGGCGUGCUGGGGUCUUGAGAAUUCCGGGAGAUAAGCCCGGAGGGGCGAAAGCUUAUGAAUGCCUCACGACGAAAAACUGACGCGUGGGAUUGGCAGAGGAAGCUCCGGGGACUCCCCACUUUCGGGGGCGUCCCGGCCCCGCCCCAUACCUGCGCGCCGGCCCCGCCUCCACUGAUCCAUUGGCUAGACCCGCCGCCCGUCAGACGAGCCCCCGCGGCCCGCCCCCAGCCCCAGAGCUGCGCCUCUGAGUGCUGGGGCCACCGUGCCAGCGCCACUCUGUCAGGCUGCGGGCCAUCUUCCGCGCAACGCCGCCCGCCAACCCAUUACCCGCGCCCGGCAGCCCGCCGCGGGUUCAGGGCGGACCAUGAGCCCGCCGAGCCCGCUGCCGGUCCGCUGGCUUUGCGUGCUGGCAGGAGCCCUCGCCUGCGCCCUCGGCCCCGCGGCUGCAGCAAGAUGUGGGACAAUCUUACCUGCUGGCCGGCCACCCCUCGGGGCCAAGUGGUCGUCUUGGCCUGUCCCCUCAUCUUCAAGCUCUUCUCCCCCAUUCAAGGCCGCAAUGUGAGCCGCAGCUGCACGGAUGAGGGCUGGACACAACUGGAGCCCGGCCCCUACCCUAUUGCCUGUGGCUUGGAUGACAAGGCAUCGAGUUUGGAUGAGCAGCAGCAGACUAUGUUCUACAAUUCCGUGAAGACUGGCUACACUAUCGGCUAUAGCCUGUCCCUUGCCACGCUUCUGGUUGCCACGGCUAUCUUGAGCCUGUUCAGGAAGCUGCACUGCACGAGGAACUACAUCCACACGCACCUCUUCGUCUCCUUCAUCCUGCGGGCUGCUGCCGUCUUCAUCAAAGACUUGGCCCUCUUCGACAGCGGAGACUCAGACCACUGUUCUGAGGGCUCGGUGGGCUGUAAGGCAGCCGUGGUCUUUUUCCAGUACUGUGUCAUGGCCAACUUCUUCUGGCUGCUGGUGGAGGGCCUCUACCUGCACACCCUGCUUGCCGUCUCCUUCUUCUCCGAGCGGAAGUACUUCUGGGGGUACAUACUCAUCGGCUGGGGGGUGCCCAGCACAUUCACCAUGGUGUGGACCAUCAUCAGGAUCCAGUUUGAGGAUUAUGGGUGCUGGGACACCAUCAACUCCUCAUUAUGGUGGAUCAUAAAAGCCCCCAUCCUCACCUCCAUCUUGGUGAACUUCGUCCUAUUCAUUUGCAUCAUCCGAAUCCUGGUUCAGAAACUGCGGCCCCCCGAUAUCGGGAAGAAUGACAGCAGUCCAUACUCGAGGCUGGCCAAGUCCACGCUCCUGCUGAUCCCCCUGUUUGGAGUGCACUACAUCAUGUUUGCCUUCUUCCCAGACAACUUUAAGGCUGAAGUGAAAAUGGUCUUUGAGCUCGUCGUGGGGUCUUUCCAGGGUUUUGUAGUGGCCAUCCUCUACUGCUUUCUCAAUGGUGAGGUGCAGGCUGAGCUGCGGCGGAAGUGGCGGCGCUGGCACCUGCAGGGCGUUCUGGGUUGGAACCCCAAACACCAGCACCCGUGGGGAGGCAGCAGCGGCGCCACGUGCAGCACGCAGGUCUCUAUGCUGACGCGCGUCAGCCCCAGCGCGCGCCGCUCCUCCAGCUUCCAGGCCGAAGUCUCCCUGGUCUGAUCACCCCGGGCCCAGAAACCCCAGGCGGCCACUUCUCCUUUGUACCCACCCUCGCCGGCACCCGGGACAGGGGCCUGCCCGAACGUGGGCAGCCACAGGCUGGGACUGGAAGGCUGCCCUGGUCCUCUGUCCAGACCCUCCUGGAGAACCUAUACACCCAGGCGAGCACUUCUAUGCGAGCUGGAGAGCUGGGAGCUACUCCCCUGGAGGAUGCGGGUGGAACUAUCAUCAGACUCCUCCUCCAAAGGGUUCCCAGCCAAUCAAGGGCAAGAAAUCUGCAUACUCUCCUCCCAAUUGAGACCCCCGUAGUCUUUUCUGACCAAUCGGAGGAAAGCAACUGCCCAUCCUCGAAGUUUUUGUUAUCUGAGGGCGAAGAGAUCCUGCCCCUGAAGAUCACCACAACCCUUACGGUGCCUCAAUUCCACCGCUGCAAUCAAGUUUCUUCAAGUUAAGCAUUGCCAUUCCGGCAUCUCCCUGAAGAUGCAAUCCCCCCCGCACUCCCCCGUGUCCUCUUACCUGCCAGCUCCUCCAGGUGAGUGAGUUUCUCUACCUCCGGCAGAUAAGAUUGUGGUUUGGAGUUUGGGUUUGGGGAGCACAGCGAUCUUUGUAAUCCCCACCGAAGCGGAGCGGGUUACAGCGUCUAUCAGGAGGGGCAAUGCAACCCAAGGACUGAGGAACUCCGGGGCCUUGGGAAGUAAGGAGACUUCACCAGCGAAUGCUGGGACCUCACACUAAGCCCACCUGCUCUCCAAGUGUCCCUGGCUUCAUCUAUCAAGUAGGAUCAGUCACACCAGCCUUACGCACAACCAAAGCAUUCAAGAUCUUCCCUCCUUGGCUGCUCACCUAUGUGCCAACUAUUGUAACUAGGCUCAGAGAUGUGCACUCUUGGGCCCCUUAAUCCUCACAUCAACCCAGCAAGGCAGGAAUUACUCUCCCAAUUUCACAGAUCCGAGAAUGAGUCUCAGAGAGAGCAGGUAUCUCACCCUGUCUUACAGGCAGGAAUUGGGCUCAGAUCUGGCUGACGGGGAAGUGAAAACACAAACUCUUCCUUUACUACCUUUUUUAAUGUAUUGUAACCAGUUAAA
Sciurus carolinensis (gray squirrel) is the source of this 2854-nucleotide messenger RNA. It is a transcript of the gene Vipr1, whose product is annotated as vasoactive intestinal peptide receptor 1. Lineage: Eukaryota; Metazoa; Chordata; Mammalia; Rodentia; Sciuridae. The transcript is spliced from 12 exons. Gene Ontology annotation, biological process: adenylate cyclase-modulating G protein-coupled receptor signaling pathway; cell surface receptor signaling pathway. The record is from RefSeq and is a predicted model, not a curated record. Gene Ontology annotation, molecular function: G protein-coupled peptide receptor activity; vasoactive intestinal polypeptide receptor activity; peptide hormone binding. The coding region runs from base 189 to 1769 and encodes 526 amino acids. Gene Ontology annotation, cellular component: plasma membrane.